Molecule: messenger RNA, 768 nt
Organism: Trichoderma harzianum CBS 226.95
Lineage: Eukaryota; Fungi; Ascomycota; Sordariomycetes; Hypocreales; Hypocreaceae
Exons: 2
Coding region: 1-768 (255 amino acids)
Biological process (GO): rRNA processing
Cellular component (GO): preribosome, large subunit precursor; nucleus; preribosome, small subunit precursor
Source: RefSeq, a predicted model, not a curated record
AUGGCUGCCACCGCCGCCGUCUCUGCGCAAGAAGCGCAGCAGAUGCCCUUUAUCAAAAACCUCGCCUCAAGCGACCGCAAACUCCGCACCGAAUCCCUCUCCUCCCUCCAGUCCUUCCUCUCCUCCCGCCGCUCCCUCACCCCCCUCGACGCCCGCAAGCUCUGGACAGGCCUCUACUACGCCCUCUGGAUGACCGACCGGCCUCGUCCCCAACAAGCCCUCGCUCAGGACCUCGCGAACCUCGUCUUCGACCUGCAGCCCGCUUGCGUGGAGCCAUGGCUUGCGGCGUUUUGGUCCGUUCUUGGCGUGCAGUGGCCGCAUAUUGAGGCGCUGCGAUUGGAUAAGUUUCUCUUGCUCGUUAGGAGAAUGUUUGCUGCGCAUGUGAAGGUUGUGAAGGAGGAUGAGUUUAAAGGGGAAUUGACGGAGGUGGUGGCUGGUGUGUUUAAGCAGUGGUGUUUUGAUGUUGAGGAUGAGAAUAAGGUUGCGUUGGGGUUGAGGUUGCAUGUUCUUGACGUUUGGGUGGAUGAGUUGGAGCGUGAGGGGGUUCUUGCUGUUGAGGAUGAGAAUGCGGGGGAGUUUGUGAAGAUGGUUGGAGGGUUGGUGGAGAGUUUGAAGAGGUGUCCUGUUAAAUCUGUGAGACAGCGUGCGCUGGAUAGCUACGAUGAUGAGAGAUUGCCGUGGGUGGAGAAGAAGGAGGAGAAGGAGGAAGAUGAUGAUGAAGAGAUGGAGGGUGAGGAGGAUGGUGAAUGGGGUGGUAUUGACAAUUAA